Molecule: messenger RNA, 191 nt
Organism: Racocetra persica
Lineage: Eukaryota; Fungi; Glomeromycota; Glomeromycetes; Diversisporales; Gigasporaceae
Source: the annotation of a GenBank genome assembly
UAAUUGUUGGGGAGCUUGUAAGCCGAAAGUUGGACUCUAAUUCCCCAAAACACCAAAGCCAAUCAUCGAACCCAAAGAGGAUCACAUCAUCGUCCCUUGAUAUUUUUUUUAAGGAUAAUGAGAAAAAUGUUGAGUUACAAGCUAAAGGGAUCAUUUUAAUGUACAAAAAUCAAUCAACAAAUCAAAGAUGA